Symsagittifera roscoffensis is the source of this 1184-nucleotide messenger RNA. RefSeq lists its product as uncharacterized. Bases 377 to 1123 code for a protein of 248 amino acids. The record is from RefSeq and is a predicted model, not a curated record. Lineage: Eukaryota; Metazoa; Xenacoelomorpha; Acoela; Convolutidae. The transcript has 5 exons.
GCCAGAAAUUGCACCCACGGAAAAAGCUGUUUCCAAGUUAGUUCUCGCAGGCACCAAAAACGAAUUCAGAAAUCUCGUGGGCAGUUCUAGUUUCCAGCUCAACAUUUCGUACCGAGAAGCAGAAUGUCCAAACUCACAUUUCAGAUUGCUCGGGAGCCUCAACGUCUGCACAGAACCAGCAGAGGCGUAUGAUUUUGCCUUUGAUGGAGAAUACAUUUUCUGGAAACACAGCCGUGAAAUCAUCCCUUCUGAUUGGAUAGUGGCAUUAUACAGAGCUGGACAGUCUUCCCAGCCAGGCUCAAUCCAGCAAGCAUAUCCGAUAAAUUUGGCUGUGAAAGGAGACCACGUGAUAUAUAGAUUGGACACCUUGGGCCGAAUGAAGUACAAUGACUCCCUCAAACUUAUCGCCCAAUUUGAGUGCGAGGGAAACAUCCUGACCAGCAGGGCAACCGAGUUCGAAAUCAGACAGAUUGUGGAUGUCGAUGACACUGCAUUCGAGAAAGCAACCACGUCGACAGAUUCAGGCGCUGAAAUGCUGGUUCAAGAUGAGGAUCUAACCUCAUACAAACUACUAUUCGUAUCACUCGUGAUUCUUUUACUCGGCAUGAUUUUUCUCUUAUUCAGCUACUACAGAAAAAAGAAAACUAAACGAAAGUUCAACAAAACUGCAAUUGACCAAGUGAAAGUGGCCGAGAAUGUUGUGAGAUAUUCGACCUUGAGGCGGUCUGUCAAUUCUUACGCAACAAUCAGCACCAGUCGACCUCUGUUACAUAAUCAGAGGGAUAGUUAUCUCAUUGGCAGUACUGAAGAUUCAAUUUAUAUGGAGAUUGGCACCCAGUUUUUCACAGAGCAAACUGAACCCGAAGUUGAGUCUCAAAACAGCGUGCGAAUGGAGACAAAAGAACCCGACGCUCAAAUUCGAGAAUCAGUGGAAUCUCGCCAAGCGGAGCCGAACUACUACAGUUUCAUUGAAGAUGAAAUUGAAGCAGAACACGAAAUGCCAGAACUAAAUGACAACAAUCAAAGCAAAAACAACUACUUUGUUCAGUAUCCUCCUAUGAAAACAUUCAACUCACCAGAAACUCACAUAUACUCUUACCCACGUAAAAAUAGUUCCUUUUAGGCUUCAUUAGACAAAUUGUUAAUUCGAAAAUCGUAUAUUAAGAAUUAUGCCUUAAUUAAAC